GGCACAAAACACUCCAAAAGCGGCAGGGUUUUCCGUGUCAAAUCGCCAUCUUGGACGGGGCACGUUUUCAGAGGACUGGUGCCGAAUUUACGAAUCUGCUUGGGCCCUAUGUUCGAAAGCUCGUAGGAUUUUCGCUAGCUUCGGAAAAUAAGAUCGGAUGGCGGGAAAGCACAGACGGAAGAACAAUGUUUGAUUUGGUAUCAAACACGGCCAGGAUUUCGCGCGGUUCCUGCGCCUAUUUUUCUAAGGGAUACGGUCUUUCCGCGACUUUUCCCAAAAUGUCUUGAAUGCAGUUAUUUUGAGUCCCGAUUUAAUUUUUACGUCAAAAGAAUUUAUUGAAAAUCAGCAGGGUAGUCCGAUUCUUGAAUCCCUGAAUGUCUUCGCUAUGAUUUUUGUUUUGUAGAUUUCUCUUCUGUUCUCGCGCAAUUAUUUUUGAAACCUCACUCUAAUUUUCAAGUUUAUCUGUGAAAAUGCAAAAGAGAUUCAGUCUCGGAAAGUACAUGCGUGAGGCUAAAUUAAAGAGACAGAAGGUGAUCGACGCUUCGCGAGAACUGCAGAACCUGGAGGAUGAGUUUUCUUCCCUUCAGCAAAGCAUCGUUGAGAAGAAACUCGAGUUGAAAGCGAAGCGAGAAAAGCUGAGGAGGCUUAGCAGAAAGGUAGAUUCAGACAGUCGUAUGGAAGGUAACAGUCAGGAAGGAGGCAGUCAGAAGGGGUUUUUAAAUGAAAAGGCAGUGUAUAUGAGGAGGAAGAAUCCGACAUGCUUCACUGAGGGAGGGGUCAUGCAACCUGGGGAGAGGACAAUAAGAAGUCGGCGGGCAGAGACCUACAGAGCGUCACAAGAAAUCCAUGGGGGAUCAGCAGAAGUUGGGCUCGUCGAUGCUGCUCUAGUGAAAUGUAGCGAGAAGGUUAUCUCCCAAGGAAUAGAAAGGAACAAAAGAAUUAGAAACAAAAUUAUCCCUAAAUUUUAUAAUAAUAAUGUUAAAGUCUUUGAAAAGUCUAACGAUAACAUGCUAAGAAGUGUAGGUCUCUAUUAUGCUGGGGGGAUAAUGGGAAAGGGAAAGUAUCGCUCUGUCUAUCGCCAUAGUAGCUAUAGGACUCUUCCUACAAAAUCAAAAUCCCUACGGAUGAAGGUUGGCAAGUCCAACAUUCCAAGGUUAGUGCCUUACAAUAAGUUAAUGCCAUUCAUCAAUUCCAUUGAUAUUGGACUCCUGAGAAGUGUGCGGGAUGACUUCUGUGCAGACCUGCCAGAGGUGGAAAAGGUAGAUGGUAUGUACCGUCCUAUACAGGACAUGCUUUUAAAGCUUGCCCACCACUAUCUUACACAGGAGCAAUAUCCGCUGAAGUGGUUCAAUGGGGAAACUGAUACAUUUUAUGUUUCCAUAGGUGGUGAUGGCGCGCCCUUUGGGAAAGAUGACACAGCUACAGCCUUUCUUGUCAGCUUUCUCAACAUCGGUCGGGGUGUCCUAAGCAGCAAUGAAAAUUUCUUGCUGUUUGGGGCAAAUUGUGCUGAGAACUGUACCCCUGUUGCACGCUUUGUAAAAGACCUUACUAAAGCAAUUAAAACUAUUGAAAGUUCAACAUUUUCUGUUAUUUGCAAUGGUAAUCCUGUAGAAGUCAAAUUCCGCAUCUCAGAGCUACCAAAUGACAUGAAAAUGCUUUGUUUUCUUGGUGGUGAAUUGAGCAACAGUGCUCAGUAUUUCUCUUCUUUCGCAGAUGUCCGUCUUGAUAACUGUGCCGACCUUUCUGCUACCUUUGGUGUAUCUGCAGAAUGCAAAUGGCAACCCUGGCAGUAUGCAGAUCGCCUAAAAGUCGUCAAAAGUGUUGAGAAGCUGAAAAAAGAUCUCAGUCAAAAAAAGCUUGCUUCAUCUACAAAAAGAGCAAAGGUCACCUCCCAUAUUGCAAACCUUGGCAGCAGACAAGAGUUUGUACCACUGGUCGAGGACCUGAUUGACAGAGCACAUGUAGAUCCCCUGCAUUUAAAAAACAAUGCUGUUGCUCUUGCUCAUCGCUAUCUUUUGGGUGAAGUUAUAGCUCAAUCAGGUCUCAAGAGUUCUAACACUAUUCUCUUUUCACAGAUCCCCUCCACCAACCCCUUUGCAAUCUACAUCAAGUGCAUGAGGGAACAGUGCAGUUUACCCCGACUCGCAAAGAAGGUGGUGAGAUGGUUCAAUGAAACUCAGGGUAAAGGGAAAGACUUUGAUUACAGAUUUACUGGUAGAGAUUCUAGGCUCUUUCUCCACAAUUUUAUGUUAUUAAUUUCUUCUGUUGACAGCAACGAUUCUUCAUCUUCAUCAAGUAGAGUGAACACUGUUUAUCACUCAAUUGCCUAUUUGUGUCUCUGUUUGCGUGAGUGUGUUUUUCUUUUUUCUAGGCUAGAGCUUUCAGAGGAGCAGUUAGAAAUGUUGAGGUCUUGUUGCCAUAAGUAUUUUUGUAUUAAUGUCUACUACUUUAAAGCAAACCCUACUGUCUGGACUAUUGGUCAUAUAGUCCCUGCCCACACUGCACACAUGCGAUCCCUAUAUGGAUUGGGGCUUGGCCUUAAUUCUAUGGAGGGUCGCGAAGCUAAGCACAUAGCCAUCUCAAAGUACAGUGCACACACCCUACCACAGCAAAGGUGGCAGCAAAUCUUUAAACAUGAGUAUGUUUCCCUUCUCUGGCUGAGACAGAAUGGAUACUCCCCUAAGUCAACAGCUCAAUCCAACCUCUCCUAUCUUCCUGAACGUGUCAGCCGCCCUGAUUACUGUAUUUGUGGGAUGCACAAGGACACCUCUAAGGAGAGGUGUACCUACUGCGAGCAUCCAUUCAGACUUGAGCUUGAGUUACGUAUCAAUGAAGCACAUAAUCAUCAACAACUUGGUACAUAGUCAUGUUAUGUUCUACUUCUUCUAUGUAUUAUUUGUAGCUUGCAUUACUAACUUGCCAUCUUAUUAAUAUUAUUUCAGCCAAAUGAAUCUUCUUUUUAUUACUUUUUUGCUUGAGAUAUUAAAAUCUAGUUUAAUUGUUUGCUCCUGUGUUAGAUAGUGAUGUGCAAGCUUUAAAAUAUCUUAGGGGUAAGAAUUACUGUGCUGUCACUUAGGGUUGCACUACUAACAUGUUUCCAUUAUUUCUCUGUUCUUUUUUUAUCUUGCCUUGCCAUACAUCCAAAACAUGUUUGAUGUAGACACACAAAUGUGUGCAUUAUGCUGUAUUAUAACUUGUGUACAUGAUAUAAAUGUUGCAUCCAAACAUUCCUUGGUGGCUGAUUGCCAAGGCUCUAUUAGUGAUGUCAAAUAAUAAAGGUAUGUAUAAUCCUGGAAAAAAAAUGUUUGAUGUACUCUGAGGUGGAUUGUCUCCUAAAAAAGGUGAGGAAAAAGAUGUAAGAGACUAAUUUGAUAGAAAAAAAGAAUAUAUUUGUAAGCAUCCACUGGUUAAAUGAUUUUUUUUAUGAAUGAUAGACUUUGAUAGGUGAUGAAAUAUUUUUUUAUAUAAAAUGUUUGAUUUUCUAUUAUCUUUAUUGAACUUUAUUUCGUAAUUUAUCUUAUGGCAGCCUAAGACAGAGUUGAUAUACUUUCUACUUAUCCCAUUAUCUUUAUAAAUGCUAAAUGCAGAUCUAUUGUUAAUUACAUAAAAAGCAAAUAAAAAAAGACAUAUUUGUAUGUUAAGUUUGGAAUACAUUCGGUCAAUAUAUUAUUUCAAAUCAUUAGCAACUCUUUUUUAUGAAUAAGAACAUUGUUAUAGUGAUGCAGUGAGGUCUAUGAUAAAUUUGAACACAGUAUUUCAAUGAUGAAAAAUCUGGGUUUAGAAAAGGUGUUUAAAAGUAAAGCUGUCCACUCACAAGAGUGCAUGUUGGCAGAGCAUUUACUGUAUUGUGUUCUUACAUAAAAAAAGUGUGAUUGAUCUGCUUUCGGCAUAAUAUAAAGUGGCUACCUAAUGCAGGUUCAUAAGAAAUGUAAGGAAACUGGAAUUGUAUUUCCCUUAGUAAAUAUGUAAUGUAUAUACUAGAAUCAGGGAAGAAAAAAUCAACAUUCUUCGAUUGUACUUAAAUUAAAAUACUUUAUUAUAUUGGUAUUUUUUUCUUUAUUGAGGUUUUCAAAAUCCCAUGCAACAAAAUGUUGCAAAUAUUCACAAAUAUUUUUGUUUAUACUGUACAAAGUGAUCUAUUCUAUCUGAAAAUAAUAGUUAUGUAAUAUUUGAAUUCUGAGGCAUAAUACUGUAAUGCUGAUAUAUAUAUAUAUAUAUAUUCUGAUAUAUCCAUAACUAUUAGUUCUUGCCAAUAUUCAUUCUGUCAUACAACAUUUCUUUGAUGUUCAUUGCUGAAAGCAAUUAAGGAUUUAGCAAAAAAGUAAAAAAAACCAAUUUAUUUGAAAAAUAUUUAAUAUAAUCUUGCUUCAAUUUUAGAAGUGGUCAUGCCUUUUAUGGUAAUGAAGACCAUUUUAAUAAAUACUUUAUUCAUAAGAUAAUAAAUAAUAUUAUAAGAUUAUCAUAUCAAUUUAUAAAUAUAUAUAUUUACAAUAUUUAUUGAAUUGUUACAUAUUUUGUAACCUCUAUUUCUGAAAUAAAUCUUGCAAUUUCAUA
Nematostella vectensis (starlet sea anemone) is the source of this 4554-nucleotide messenger RNA. RefSeq lists its product as uncharacterized. The record is from RefSeq and is a predicted model, not a curated record. Bases 471 to 2864 code for a protein of 797 amino acids. Lineage: Eukaryota; Metazoa; Cnidaria; Anthozoa; Actiniaria; Edwardsiidae. The transcript is spliced from 2 exons.